Molecule: messenger RNA, 2276 nt
Organism: Heterotrigona itama
Lineage: Eukaryota; Metazoa; Arthropoda; Insecta; Hymenoptera; Apidae
Source: the annotation of a GenBank genome assembly
AUGACUACCGAUGGCAAUGAAGAAAAGGCCUCGAACAAAGGAAACAGCCUACACGAAAGGACUCGUGAAAGUAUUCGAACAUUUGUACGCGCCCUAGAAAUUUCAUUAAUACUGUUACAAGACUCGACUAUCAUGAAUAUGUGCAUUAUAAAGUUUGGAAAUGUGUAAGAUACUUGAUAAAGGUAUAUUACAUUCCACAGGAAGUCUUUUUAUUUUUAAACAGAUAAUUAUUAUUUAUUAAUUUCAUAUUCACAUUUCUCAGUUCAUUAUACAUUACACAACAUUUUCCAUACAACAACUGUCCCAAUAAAAAUUUUCUGCAGUUCAAAUACUUUCACGAGCUAAUAUAUAUGUUUUAAUAAUAUAUAACAAGUUUCAAUAUUUAGUGCGACUUUAAUAUAUUCAAGAAAGUUGUUCAUGUUGUAUACUAAAUGUACACACACAUAUAUAUAUUAGUACUUUCUGAUUCAUUUCAGGAUUUACCAACAUAAUCAUGACACUCAUGUCUUCCUGCAAUGCCAAUUGAAUUUCAAAAUAAUUCAUACAUAUAACGUGCACAACUUUUUUUUAGUAAAACUAUGAUAUUGACAUGUACGUUAUUUAUUUCCAUCUCUGCAAAAAAAUUGCCAGCACCAUGAACAUUUCUCAGUUGAUUAUACAUUACACAACAUUUUCCAUACAACAACUGUCCCAAUAAAAAUUUUCUGCAGUUGAAAUACUUUCACGAGCGUGAAAUAAACCUUCGAACGUUCUCGAGCGGAUCGUAUCCCGUGAAACGUGGAUCAUCGAGAAAACUAAUAAGUAAUCAAUUUCACUGCGUGCACGAGAGGGGAAACAAGCUGGCUUGGCAAAGCAAAGUGGACGUGGCCAGGGGAAGAAAUGACGAUGCCGCUCCUUUCUCGGCAGUAUAAACGAACGAGACGAAGGAAUCAGCGGCGGAGAGAAGACGAGGAGCGCGAACGGUCCGGUUUUUGCUAGCAGGGUGCAAGGACAGACGGAUUGCUCAGAGGACUGAAAGUCACGGGGAACGUGAUCAGCGUCACCGAAACGCUCGUAACCGAGAAUUGCAACAGCCGGCACCGAAACACCCAUCUAUAUACGCGUUGCGUUCUUGCGAAGCUUGUUUCAACUGCUUUUACCAUCCAAACGAUCUCGCCACAAUAGCACAAUGUAGAAACGGGGACAAGAUAAGAAUCGCUACGGUGUCGCUUGAUUUACUCCACCUGUGGACCUGUGGACUCGGUGGAAAAGCACUGCUUUGGUUCGAGAAUCAAACUGGCCUAGCUGGACAAAAACAAGCUAACCACGUCGCGAAGAAAGAAAAAAAAAAUUAUUGGAACUUUUUACAGGACGACGGCGGUAUCGAGUACUUCAACACUAUCGUGGUGCAGCCACACCUGAAGCUGAUCACGAACCAGGGCAGAGGUUUUCACGUGAGAUGCCGAUAUCAAACGCGAGACAAGGUAGUAACGAACGAUCAAACCCACGUGGCGAUGCUGCAGUCCCUGCCACUUCAGGCAACAGCUCCUAUGCCAGGAUGCACGAUGAAGAUCUUCAGCGGAGAUCCAACGAGGCAUCAAGUGGCGGAAAACGUAAAGAUCGGAGACCCUCUGACCUUGGUCAUUAGCAUCGACAAACAGGAAAUGUUCGGGCUCAAGAUCUCCGACUGUCUGGUCCGCGACGGCCUGGGAUGGGGAGAGCAGAGGCUUAUUAACGACGAGGGUUGUCCAGUAGAUGGUGAAAUUAUGGGACAAUUCACGUACAACGAGGAUAAAACGGAGGCAAAGGUGAACUUCCAGGCGCAUAAAUUCCCCUAUACAGCCAGUGUCUACUAUCAGUGCAACGUCAGAUUAUGUGUAAAACACGGUGGAGGAUGCGGCAAUACGCCACCAGCGUGUAAUUCGGUAUCCAGACGGCGCAGGGACACUGCCAAUGACAAUACAGUGAAAGGUGUCGAAGGCCUGGACGGAGGUACGCCAGCAACCAUCGAGGUUUACAGCGGGCUAUACGUGAACGAAGCCUCGGACAUUGGUUCCAAGUCGGACUACUCCGAAGAUGUCUUCAGAGAAAGGACUAUCGACGAUCCCAAUGACAUCUGUAUAUCGCAGAGGAGCUUCGCCAUCGGCAUCGCGAUCGCGGGUCUGAUCCUCAUGCUGAUGGUGGUCGCGGCUAUUUUAGCAUUGCUGGCCAAGAGACGACAUAAGACUGUCUCGACGACGGGUUCAUCGAUCUACAGCGGACCUUACACGAACACAGCGUAUAGUCACAGCAGUUAA